Molecule: messenger RNA, 2616 nt
Organism: Trematosphaeria pertusa
Lineage: Eukaryota; Fungi; Ascomycota; Dothideomycetes; Pleosporales; Trematosphaeriaceae
Exons: 9
Coding region: 1-2616 (871 amino acids)
Molecular function (GO): metallopeptidase activity
Source: RefSeq, a predicted model, not a curated record
AUGCGUCAUCUUUCAGCUUUGACCGCGCUCGUAUCAAUUAUUAUGACUCCCGUCCUUGUCCAGGCGCAGAAGACCUACUACGUCGAUGACUCUUGCAAGAAUAGGCCAGAGUGGCAAGGUGGUUGGGACUUAGCUAUGAGAAACGCCAGAAGCACAUCAACACGCCUUGCCUCCAGCACCGACAACGACUUCGAAAGGGUCGUGAAGAAGAUCUUCAAGGUUGAUCGUUCAGAUGACCGGUUCAACAGAAUCAAAGAACCGUUUGACGACAUUCUCUCAUGGACUGAAGUGCCCAAAAAAGCAAAUAACUUCGAAACGCUCAAGCCGGCAGACGUUCGCAUCUUUUGCGAUAAUGAUGAAGUCAAAGAGGGAAGUGAUCCCUCGGAUGUCCACGGUCCGCGUCGGUUGAGAAAACUUGUCACAAUCCAAAGGCUAGGAUACGAGCGAUAUAUGGACGACAAGAACCACAUGGUAUAUCGCGGGAAGCUUUGGUGUCAAGACAUGUCAGACCAUGGCGGAGGAGACUGCAAAGGUUACACGCACUUUCACCGUAGUCCAGUUGAUACCCGCUUUAGUAGAGACGGUAUAUCAAAUAUACAAGUUGGCCAAAACGAAGACCGCGUAGUGGUCGUUCUUUGUGACUAUGUCUUUAAAGAAAGAUAUGAUUUUGAUAUCUUCAAUCCUAUGGAGGUCAUCCUGACUGAAGACAAAUUGGAUUGGGACAACAAAGACUGGACUAAACAUGACAUAGAAGGUUUUGAGUCCCUCAUUGCCCAUACUCUCUUACAUGAGCUUAUUCACGCAUCCCGACCGGAUAUCAAGGAUCCGAACAAACCGGUCGCGGUCCCCGGAAUUGGAGACUAUCCAGACGUGAACAGUGCAUACAGCUGGCACAGCAUCAAGAAGAUGGACUUCGACACGGCGAUAAAAAACGCCGACAGCUACGCCGAGCUUGGUCUCUUCGCCAUGCUUGCCGACAAGGGCUAUACGCUGCAACGCGUGAUUCCCAGCAUGCAAUUGGACGAACAGAAUCGAGAGGACCAAGUGAAACACGACGAGGAGAUCCUAUACUUUCUUCCUAGGACUAUCAUGCACCGCGCUCUCCUAAUCCCAGAAAUCGUAACCCAGAUAAUCGAUUGCAACCGAUCUGAUGCCGGCUACCUACACACCUGUCUCUUGAUCAACGCGCUCUUCUUCCACUCCACAGCCCGCAUCCUGUGGCACGGAUGCGGGGUAGGCUCCUCCACAAAAGGCCACGUGACGCCCUACGUUCGUCACUUGGUGUGGAUAGCACGGCGCGAUGCCCGACGUGGACAGUUUUAUGCUGGCUUGGUUAAGCUUUUGCGGUUUGGGAAGGAGGUUAACACAGAGGACGAAGAUGAAGUUCUAGUUGGCUGGGAGCACGUGGAUGAAAAUUGUUAUCAUGAAGAGCUUCACAGGUUGAACUUGGAAUGGGCAAACAUCGAAGAGCUGGAGAUUGCAGAGUUGGAAAUUUGGAACGAGGAGCGUGAAGCGACAUUGACGCAGUAUCUACAGCCAAAGCUCAAGAAAAUCGCGCUUCAGCAGCGUGAUGCAGCUGGUGAUGAUUUUCUGGAGAUGCUGAGUGAGCGGUGUCCAGGCCUGAAAUGGUUGGCACUGAAACCCCGUUUCGCGGAGGAUGGCGUGUCAAAACAAGGAUUUCUGAGGUUCCUAGGAAAGUAUAAAUUGGAGUCUCUCAAUAUCAGGGCGGACGCGGACUCAUGGGAACGAGAUUGGGAGCUGUGGAUGUUGGAGUUGCUUUCCAAGCAGGGCAACCUGAAACACAUUUCCAUACCCGAUCUGGAAGAUGCUUCCCUCGAACAAUGGGCCAAUGGAAUGGAAGCGGCAGAGGACAUAGCAUUCCCAGGGCUAAUUUCCCUCCGCACCGGACUCUCCGCCUCCGGCCUACGCUCUUUGCACCGCGUCAAACCUUGCCUCUCGACCCUCUGUCUUGAUCAGCGCCGCAUCGAGUCCUCCACAUGUUCCUCCACCUUACUCAACCUAUCAGUAUUCUCCCAGCUCUCCGACCUCAGCAUCCAGUUUCCCGCAGGAAUGCGGAUCUAUGGUGACGAUCUCACGCAUCUUGUUCAGAGCUGUCCUUCCCUUUCUCGCCUCAGCAUUGCCAAAGACAUAUGGUACACCGAGCGACCUUGGAGCAUCAAUAUCCACGAUUCACACAUCGAGACUCUUGCACGCAGUGCCGUCAACAUGAAGGAGCUAUAUUUGCUAUUCGACGUACCUGGAAUCCCCGGAUCGGUAAAGGAUUUUCCCACUCACGUCGCUCUGGAGUCACUUGGUCGCCACUGUGUCAAUCUCGAACGUCUAUGGCUUACGUGCGAUCCUGAUUGGUUCACGCUCCUCCCGCUAAAUGGGCCGCGGACUGUACUCUUCCCGAAAGUAUGGGAUCUAGGGAUUGCAGGGCCUGAGCUGCGAUACACUCUAUCAUUCGAUACAGAGGACAAUCUUAGAGAUAUGGCGGAGGACUUCGUGGCACGGUGCCCGAAACUAUCAAAAUUUAGUUUUCUGUUGCCGUAUGCAGAGGACCCGUGGGAUGAGACAGUUAUGGAAGUUAUUCGCGCGAAGACUCGACGGGAUUAG